AGUUAGCCACACAAAAAAAACUUGGUCUCUUUUUCUCUCGCAUUAAUACUUUCUAAACAAAGGAUUAAGCUGGUAAAUAAUUUCAGAAAAAUACAAUACUGUAUUAAUUACUUAUUGAAUCUGAAAGAUUCCCAUCCCGACAAGUAAACCCACUACCAAAAAAUUUUCAUUUGUUACUCUAAACCCCCAAAACUCUCUGCAAAACCCUAAUCAUAUAGCUCCCGAAAUUUUCCCGCUUCGAUCUUCCCCUCAACUCUCAUAAUUGGUCACGACGUUUUAAAUCUGAUGGUCUACCUUGGUUUGCAUUUUUCACCUGAAAAUGUUGCACUUACUUUCCCUGUUUCUUCUACUUCUGCUUUUACCACUGACUUGUCCUUUUCCGGGGUCUGGUCCUCACAUUGCGGAUGUCAACAUACUGUUACCUCCCAAAAUGACACACCCUGUUGAGUAUAGACUUCAAGGAAGUGAUGGUUGCUUCAAAUGGUCAUGGGAUCAUCACGAUAUUUUAGUGGUGCUACCUGAGUACAAUGUCAGUAGUCAAUGCUCUACAAGUGCCCGCUUGAAAUCAAUUGCCCCUUAUAGUGGUCGAAAGGAGACUGCUGUCUAUGCGACAGAUGUGAACACUGGAGCUGUUAUCCGAUGCAAAGUUUACAUUGACAACUUCUCUAGGAUCCAGAUAUUCCAUAGUUCCGUCAAACUUGACCUUGAUGGCCUUGCUACUCUACAUGUCCGUGCCUUUGAUAGUGAAGAGAAUGUUUUCUCGUCUUUGGUGGGCAUACAAUUCAUGUGGGGCUUAAUGCCUGAAACUGAUGGAUUGCCUCAUCACCUGAACCAUAUACCUUUGAAGGACUCUCCAUUGAGUGAUUGUGGUGGAUUAUGUGGUGACCUAGAUAUCCAAAUAAAGCUUGAAAAUAGUGGUGUGUUUUCUGAUCUUUAUGUGGUAAAGGGGACAGAAAUCGGCCAUGAAAUAGUGACUGUUCAUUUGGCUGAACCAUCUGUUAAAUAUAUGGAGGAUAAAAUUGUCCUAACUGUGGCAGAAGCCAUAUCUCUGGAACCUCCUUCACCGGUUUGUGUCCUUAUUGGUGCUUUUGUUCAUUAUAGUCUUAAAGUUAUCCGUGGGAAUAGGCCACAACUUGUAACUCUGCCUUCUGCCUUUCACCGAUGGUCUGUUUCGAACUCCUCAGUUGCUCAGGUAGACAGGAUGGUGGGUACUGCUAAGGCUUUGAACUUGGGAAUAACAACAGUAACUGUUGAAGAUACUAGGGUGGUUGGUCAUACACAAGUGUCUUCUUUCCAUGUUGUCCUGCCAGAUUCCUUAUCAUUGUAUAUAUUACCUCUAUCUCUUUCUGGUGAUCAUAUAGAGGGAAUUGAACCAAUACCCUCUGUAGCACGCUGGUAUGUAGUUUCUGGUCGGGAAUAUCUUGUUCAAGUAAGGAUUUUCUCGAAAGGAACAUGGGCACAACAAGAAGUUUACAUUACAGAAAAUGAUGACGUUAAGUUGCAUGAUGACCCAUCAGAAAUCUGGAGUAUAAUUCCCUCAUCCAAUCGCGUUGGAGAGAAGGGGCUAUCCAGAAUCCUAAAAGCUUUCUCAUAUGGUCUGGGAAAAUUGACAGCGACUCUCACAUAUAACACUGGGCAUGGAGAAACAAAGGAAGUUCUCAGGGUUGUUCAAGAAGUUAUGGUUUGUGACCAGGUGAAGUUCAGCAUGGAAGGUGUCUCCGACAGUAUUACUCUUCCUUGGGCACCUGGUGUUUAUCAGGAGUUGGAGCUAAAGGUUACUGGGGGCUGUGCAAUGGUGUCUGGUGACUACAAAUGGUUCUCUUCGGACAUGGCGAUUGUGUCGGUAUCUACUUUUGGGGUUGUCCAGGCAAAAAGACCUGGAAAAGUUACUAUAAAGGCUGUCUCAGUUUUUGAUUCUCUAAAUUAUGAUGAGAUAGUUGUUGAAGUGAGUUUGCCUUCUUCAAUGAUAGUACUGCCUAAUUUUCCGGUGGAGACUCCUGUAGGUUCAUAUCUUCGAGCUGCUGUGACAUUGAAAACAUUGGAUGGUGGCUUAUUCUACAAAUGUGAUGCUUUUACGCCAUUCAUCAAGUGGAAAACUGGAAAUGAAGCUUUCAUUGUUGUGGAUGCUGGUGAGACCUUCAUUGCUGAAAAGCGAGAAAUUCUUCCAAUUGGUUCCGAGAAAUAUGGCCCUGCAUGUGCAUGGACCUAUGUCUAUGCUUCUAAUUCCGGUCAGACGAUGCUACAUGCAACAUUGUCAAAAGAAUUUCAACAGUAUGAUCACUCUACUGGCAGUUCUGUUGUUCUGCAAGCAACCUCGCGUAUUGCAGCAUUCGUACCACUCAUUCUGCACCCUGCAAGUGAUGGAAACCAGUUUGGUGGUUAUUGGUUUAAUUUGGUUAAGGCUGAAGCUGAUAAUCGCUUAGAGAAUAUGGAGCAUCUAUAUCUUGCCCCUGGCACAUAUUUUGAAGUGAUGCUUCGUGGUGGACCUAAUCGAUGGGACCAGGGAGUUGAAUUUGUUGAAUCCGUGGAAAGAUUGGAUGAACAAAAUCUCAGGGUUCAAGAUGGGGCUCUAGUUAAUCAAGAAUUUACCAGCUAUGGGAGCACGUACAGAAUCAAGUGCCAAGAUGUUGGAAUCUUUAGGCUUCUUUUCAAACGUGGGAAUUUAAUUGGAGAGGGGCAUCCUCUGCCUGCUGUAUCUGAAGUGCAAUUGUCACUCACAUGUGGUUUCCCAUCAUCUAUAGCAGUAAUAGCUGAUGAAACUGUUAAUUCCGUUGAAGUGAUUCAGACUGCAGCUCAGGCUGACCGUGGCAGUGGAAGGAUUCGUACUACCCCAGUCACAAUAGCAAAUGGGCGCACAGUUCGACUAUCAGCUGUUGGCAUUAGUGAGACUGGAAUAGCUUUUGGAAAUUCAUCUUCUCUUCCUUUGAAGUGGGAGCUUAAAGAUUGUGAUGAUCUAGCAUUUUGGGAUGAUAUCCACAACUUAGCAAUGCUAUCAACUUGGGAGAGGUACUUGGUCUUGGCAAAUGCAACUGGACUAUGUGUUGUACGAGCAACAGUUAUUGGAUCCAUUGAUUCUGUUAGCCAUCGUCACUCUCUUAAACAUGUGCCAGGCUCCGAAACUGAUCUUACAGAUGCUAUACGCUUGCAACUUGUUUCAUCCCUAAGGGUCUAUCCAGAAUUCAGCUUGUUGUAUCUCAAUCAUGAUGCAAAGUUGAAUCUGUCAAUUACUGGUGGAAGUUGUUUCAUUGAUGCUGCAGUAAAUGAUACGCAAGUUGUGGAUAUAAUUCAGCCUGCUUCAGGUUUACAGUGUGUACAACUACUGCUGGCUCCUAAAAAGUUGGGAACUGCACUUGUGACUGUUCGGGAUGUUGGGCUUGCACCUCCUCUUUCUGCUUUCUCUGUGGUUCAAGUUGCAGAUAUGGACUGGAUUAAGAUUAUAUCUGGAGAAGAAUUGAGUAUUAUGGAAGGGAGUUCACUAUCAAUCGAUUUUCUUGCUGGAGUAAAUGAUGGAAGUACUUUUGAUUCUUCGCAGUAUGCUUACAUGAAUGUUCGUGUUCACAUUGAGGAUCAUAUAAUUGAACUUGUCAAUCAAGAUGAUCUUUCCUGUUGUGAUGAUGGAUAUGUGAAUGUGCCUAACUUCAGAAUACGGGCAAUACGACUUGGGAUUACCACACUGUAUGUCAGCGCUAGACAUCAUACUGGCCAUGAGAUGCUGAGCCAGCCAAUUAAGGUAGAAGUCUAUGCACCACCUAGAAUAGAUCCAAGUGAUAUUUUCCUUGUACCAGGUGCUUCUUACAUGCUUACUGUGAGAGGAGGCCCAAAAACUGGUGCAUAUAUUGAAUUUGUCAGUAUGGAUAAUGAGGUUGCAAAGGUCCACACACCCACAGGACGAGUUUCUGCAACAUCGCCUGGAAACACCACCAUAGUUGCCAAGAUGUACAGGAAUGGAGAUAUAUUUAUUUGUCAGGCAUAUGGCGAAGUUAAAGUAGGUGUUCCUUCUUCAGCAAUGUUAAAUGUUCAAAGCAAGAAGUUAGCUGUUGGCCGUCAAAUACCAAUAUUUCCCUCCUUGUCUGAGGGAAAUUUAUUUUCGUUUUAUGAACUCUGCAGAAAUUAUAAGUGGAUUAUAAAUGAUGAAGAGGUGUUGAGUUUCCAGGCACCAGACAGCUUACAUGGUGGAAAUAAUGGAAUGUACUUGUCCAGUGAAAAAGGCGAUGGGCUGGCAGGAUAUGUGGGUGACAAAGACCUUGGUUUUAUUCAAGUAUUGCAUGGAAGAUCUGCCGGACAGACGGAUGUUACAGUUUCUUUCUCCUGUGAUUUUGUUGCUUACAAAUCUUUUUCAGAGUCAAGAUCAUAUACUGCAUCUAUUUCCUUGUCUGUAGUGUCUGAUCUUCCACUUGCUCUGGGAUCACCAAUUACUUGGAUUCUCCCUCCACAUUAUAUCUCGUCUGUGCUCUUGCCUUCAGCUUCUAAAACUUUCAGUAAAGGGGAUCCAACUAUGGGUAAGGUUACUUAUUCUAUAUUGGGAGACUCUAGAAGAAAGGCUGAAUUGGAGGAAGAUGAUCCUAUACUCAUUGAUGGGAGCCGAAUAAGAACGAAAGAGAGUGGCAAUCUUGCAUGUAUUCAAGCAAAAGAUAGGUCAAAUGGAAGAGUUGAGGUAGCCUCUUGUGUGAAGGUUGCUGAAGUGACUCAAAUACGUUUCACGGCAGAAAAGUUGCUGGUUCACACUUUAGCAAUUGGUGCUGAAAUUGAUGUCCCAAUCAAAUAUUAUGAUGUGCUUGGAAAUCCUUUCCUUGAGGCUCAUGAUGUUAUUCCUUUCGGAGUUGAAACUAACUACCAUGAUGUCAUCUCUGUUGAGGAUGCAGUUGAUGGCAAUGGAAAUGUCCAUCUCAAAGCAAUCAGUUAUGGUAGAGCUCUUGUGCGAGUAGGUUUUACCAAUGACCCAAAGAAAUCUGAUUAUGUGGUGAUUCUUGUUGGUGCUCGUUUGCAUCCUCAGAAUCCAACCCUUCACCUAGGGAGUGGUCUUAACUUCAGCAUAGAAGGGCUAAGUGAUCAAGUAUCUGGUCAGUGGUUUACUAGUAAUGCAAGCAUUGUGUCUGUGGACCAGCUAUCUGGACAUGCCAGGGCAAUAGGGGAAGGUUCUGUACAAAUUAUCUUUGAGAGUUCGAAUAUGAAACUGCAAACUACAGUUACUGUGUCACGGCCAGAGAUGAUGUCUGUUGAUGCUCCAAGAGAAAUGCUGACAAACGUGCCGCUUCCUGCCAAUGGAUAUAGCUUUCUUGUAAAAUUUAAUGAUGCUCAUGGCCACAAGUAUAAAUCUGCUAAAAACAGGGCAAUUUUCUUGUUUGAUUGCCUGGUUGAUCCACCUUAUGUUGGAUAUGUGAAGCCAUGGGUUGAUCUUGAUACUGAUAAUUCGUAUUGCCUUUUCUUCCCUUACUCUCCAGAACGUUUGGCACUUGCCACUCCAAAGUCAGGAGACAUUGGACAGGAUUUAGCUGUUACCAUCAAGGCAUCACUCGUAGGAGAGCAUAAUAUCUCAGGAUCUGCUUCAGCACUUUUUGUUGGGGGCUUCAUCAUUCUGGGAACAGAAGGAGAUUCAUUGCAGUUAAAUCUAACCCCACAAUAUAACAGGAGUGUCCUAACUGUUGUGGGAAACACAGAUGUGAAUAUCUACUGGCAUGAUCGGGAACGGCUAGCUAUCAGACCCAUACAUGGAGAAGAUUCUCAAGGAGGAAGCCAUGCUCAGUAUGAGGUCAAAAUUCGUAGAGCAGAGAAGUUUAAAGACAAACUGAUUUUUACACUCCCAGCAACUGGUCAGAUUAUGGAAGUUAAUGUUAACUAUGAACCCGAAGAGAGAAGAGCAACUGCUAAUCUUAAUUUAUGGGCUACUGCAGCUGCGUGUUUCAUUCUGCUGAUAGUCACAGCUACAGUAUUCAUUUCUUACUUGGACCAACCUGUGAGAUCCCGACCAUCUGCUCCUCCUGGCACGCCAAGUGUAGCAGCACCUGCAACUCCUGACCGGAGCAGUCCUGCUGUAGUAAGCGAACAUUCUCCUCGGACACCUCAGCCUUUCAUGGAUUAUGUUAGGAGGACGAUUAAUGAAACUCCAUACUACAGACAAGACGUUAGGAGGAGGGCUAAUCCUCAGAACACUUACUAGCGUACUGGGGGUCGUAUUUUUCCAUUCCCUCCCCUUUUUGCCUUGCCAGAUAUGUCCAAUGAUUUUUCAGGUAAUUGCCAAGGUCUUGAAUCUGGCUGCAGACUUUACAAUGAUAUUGCUGUAGUUUGUUGAUGUAAUUUUUGUAGAGUAUUCAAGCUGUGUCUUUUCAUUAGGACAUGGAUGUUAUGCCUAUGGAUACUUUCUUGAGAAGCAGGCUCAUCCGUCAAAGAAUUUUUAUGUCCUGCUUUCUGCUGGAAAAGGCACAAUACAAUAGCACUUUCUGCAGUAUAACUUGCCUAUGCACAAAAUAGAUAACAUGUCCCUGACUCAGAAGCGGUUGUGAGUUUCUGCUCUUCAUAUUUGGUAAAAUCAAGCCUGAGUGUGAUUGUUUUUUAAAUA
Molecule: messenger RNA, 6556 nt
Organism: Lycium barbarum (goji berry)
Lineage: Eukaryota; Viridiplantae; Streptophyta; Magnoliopsida; Solanales; Solanaceae
Product: nuclear pore complex protein GP210
Exons: 3
Coding region: 320-6157 (1945 amino acids)
Source: RefSeq, a predicted model, not a curated record